Pelobates fuscus (common spadefoot toad) is the source of this 1209-nucleotide messenger RNA. RefSeq names its product reprimo like (gene RPRML). Lineage: Eukaryota; Metazoa; Chordata; Amphibia; Anura; Pelobatidae. Bases 245 to 577 code for a protein of 110 amino acids. The record is from RefSeq and is a predicted model, not a curated record. The transcript has a single exon.
GUGUGAGAAGAUCUUGUGUGGAAUACAGAGGUGGCAAGGAUUCAGGGGCAUGGGAGACCCUAGAAGUUAACUGAGCACCAGAAGAGGACACGUCCACCAUAUCCAAUCUCUGUUCACUUAUUACUUCAUACCUCUUGGAGAUGGUGUUACCUAAAUUUUGGACCUAAUCCAUAAGAGGCUUCCUGGCUGUGCCUUGUUACAGAUAUUUUUUGAUUCUUCAGAAAGGCCUAGAACCACAACAGUCAUGAAUGGGACUUUCUUUAACCAGACAGUGAUAGACCAAGGAGCCUACAAUAGUUCAGAGGACAUUGGCUCCCUCAUGGGAUGCUGCAAUGGAACCAGAGCGGUCAUUACCACCGAUGGUACUUCACUCAUUCUUAACCCUGAUGAGCGCAGCAUGUUUAUCACAAGGGUAGUGCAAAUCGCUGUUCUGUGUGUCCUCUCUAUCACUGUCCUUUUUGGGGUCUUCUUCUUGGGCUGCAACUUGCUCAUCAAAUCUGAAAGCAUGAUCAACUUUUUGGUGAAAGACCGAAGACCCUCCAAGGAUGUGGGAGCAGUGAUCUUGGGUCUUUACUGAAGGACCUAUUGACCCAAACCCUUACAACAUCCAGCUCACACGUAUAAACUUUCUGAAGUCUUCACUCUAGACUUCAAAAAAGGUGAUAAGGUCGUUAAGACAAUAUUGCACAGAGCAACAGUUCUCUUGGGUUUGCAUGAAGUGUGCCAAACGAGAACCACUUGGUGGAAGAAUGUCUAUUUUAAAAGCUGCUGUCUUUUUUUCCCCACUGAUAAAUAUCUAAUUUACCCAAGCAGUGCCAGAACCUAUCACAGAUUCGCAACAUCAUGGCUUGUAUUUUUUAUAGUGGAUUUUAUUUAAAUGUUUUGUUCAUAAAAACAACCUGUUAUUUUGGAGACUUGUGGUUGCAUGCUUUGCCUCCCAAAUGUUGUAUUAUACCUCAUAAGUCUCCUUCUCCUCUACCUGAUUUUUGGAUCAAAAGCAUGUUUUUUAAAGGCUGUCAGAUCUGUUUUACAAAGUAAUAUUUGCACUAUAUUUAAUAACCGAAGCAUGAAUUGUACAAGAUUUUUGGAAUGCAUUUUUUUGUACGUAAAGUCUUUGUAUGUAAAGGUUUACUAUAUUGCAAAACGUCAAUGUAUAAUUAACUGCAUUUUGAUGCACUAUUGAUUGCAAAUAAAACAGCAUAUUUUUAA